AUGGGAGCCAAGCUGCUCUGCCUCUUCCUCGCCUCUGCCCUCACUGCUUACUACAUCUACACCCCCCUCCCCGAGGACAUCGAGGAGCCCUGGAAAGUGAUGCUCGUCACGGCUGGCUUCAGGGCUGUCGGGCAUCUGGCUGAGGUCGCCGAUCAGCUGGGUCUGAUGCACUACAUGGAAGCUCUGAUGCUGAUCACGUCUGCCGAGUACGUCGCACCCACGUCCGAUGAAAACGUCACUGUGAUGGACACCGAGUUCAGCAACGUUGCCGUCCGUCUGUACCUGCCCAGAAAGGCGUCUGACGGGCUGAGGAGGGCGGUGGUCUACUUCCAUGGCGGAGGAUGGUGCGUCGGACAGGCAGGUAUGAAAGGCUACGAUUACCUGACAAGGCAGACUUCGCACAGGUUAAAUGCUGUCGUGGUAUCAGUCAACUACAGGUUGGCACCUCAACACCAUUUCCCCGUUCAGUUUGAAGAUGUGUAUUCUGUAACGAAGUUCUUCCUCCAGAGCAGCGUCCUCUCCCAGUACGGGGUGGACCCAGACCGGGUCUGUGUUGCAGGAGACAGUGCAGGUGGCAACUUAGCUGCGGCUGUGGCACAGCAGCUGUUAGAGGACUCUGAAGUCAAAACUAAACUCAAAGUCCAGGCUCUAAUUUACCCUGCUCUCCAAGCCCUUGACCUGAAUUUACCAUCUUACCGACAGAAUGAAAACAAGCCCAUUUUGCCCAAGUUGCUUAUGGUCAAGUUCUGGAGUGAAUAUUUCACUUCUGAUUUGUCUCUCCGGGAAGCGAUGGCCUCCAACAGGCAUGUCCCGCUUGAAUCCAGCCACUUAUUUCAGUUUGUCAACUGGAGCAAUCUGCUGCCUGAAGAGCUGAAGAAGGAUCACGUUUACACCAGUCCCACCUAUGGAAGCCCUGAGCUCGCACGGAAGUACCCAGGGUUUCUGGACCUGAGGGCGGCCCCGCUGCUGGCGAGCGAUGCCCAGCUACGUGGGCUGCCCCUCACCUACCUCCUCACCUGCGAGCACGACGUCUUACGGGAUGACGGAGUCAUGUAUGCCAGGCGCCUCCAGGCAGCAGGUGUUCCCAUCGUGCAUGACCAUGCCAAGGACGCCUUUCACGGGGUGAUGAUGUUUGUCUUGAGCCCAGUCAACCUAGCGGUAGGGCACCGGCUGCUGAACAGAUACAUUGAGUGGUUGAACGAGAAUUUGUGA
Molecule: messenger RNA, 1212 nt
Organism: Balearica regulorum gibbericeps (East African grey crowned-crane)
Lineage: Eukaryota; Metazoa; Chordata; Aves; Gruiformes; Gruidae
Product: arylacetamide deacetylase
Cellular component (GO): membrane
Molecular function (GO): carboxylic ester hydrolase activity
Source: RefSeq, a predicted model, not a curated record